Messenger RNA from Thlaspi arvense, 1482 nucleotides. Lineage: Eukaryota; Viridiplantae; Streptophyta; Magnoliopsida; Brassicales; Brassicaceae. The record is from the annotation of a GenBank genome assembly.
AUUUAAAACAACCACCGCUGGUAUUUUCAGUAAAGCCACAAAGAUUUUUCAAUUUAUCAUUAAUUUUACUUUUUGAUUACAUAUCUUUUCCCUCAUUAUAUUAUUUUGUCUCUUUCCGCGCUCUCUCGCUCUCGCCGCCGACUGCGUAACGGUCGCCGGCCGCAUUACGCCGAUCAAUCCGUUCCGUUCGCAGACGUAUCAAUUUCAGUUCCCCCGGAAGUCUAUCUGCAGUAUUCCGAUUCGAUUGCAUUCUCAUUCACUCUCCCAAACCCAAAGGUUUAUCUCAGGAGGUGUGCAAAAAUGAUUGGAUCGUUUCUUACAAGAGGGCUUGUGAUGGUAUUUGGAUAUGCGUAUCCUGCUUACGAAUGCUACAAAGCGGUUGAAAAGAAUAAGCCUGAGAUUCAACAGCUUCGAUUCUGGUGCCAAUAUUGGAUUUUGGUGGCUGCUUUGACGGUUUUCGAAAGAGUUGGCGAUACUUUUGCUUCGUGGGUUCCACUGUAUAGCGAGGCGAAACUGGCAUUUUUCAUAUACCUUUGGUUUCCCAAGACCAGAGGAACUACAUACGUUUACGAUUCUUUCUUUAGACCAUAUCUUGCAAAGCAUGAAAAUGAAAUCGACCGCAACUUGGUAGAGCUAAGGACCAAAGCUGGAGAUAUGGCAGUGAUAUACUGCAGAAAAGCAGUGUGCUACGGACAAACAAGAUUCACAGAGAUCCUGCAGUUUGUAGCUCUACAGUCAACACCAAAACCUCAACCGAAGGAAAAGAAGCAGUCGUUACCAGAAGAGGUGGAACAGAAGCAAUCGGACCUCAAGGCGGCGAACCAAGCAGCGUCUAGUCCUCAAGUCCGUCCACAGCCCAAGAAACCACAACUUCUAACCAAAGAACCGAUAUUGGUAAAGCCUACUAUAACAUCUCCACGUAAGCAGCAGCAACAACAACAACAAACAACUGAGACCAAGGAAGUAAAAGCAAGCGUGUCACAAACCAAGCUCACUCCUCUUCCUCCACCAUCAUCACCCUCAACCGCCACGAAACCAAACGCUGAUUCGGCACAGCCAUCAUCAACUGAAGCAGAGACAGCGUCACAGACUGUUGCAGCGUUACCAGCGUCUGCGAUUCAGCGAGCGUCAUCUUCUUCUUCUAAAGAGACUAUAAUGGAGGAGACACUAAGGGUCACUCGUGGGAGUCUGAGGAAAGCUCGUUCAACGGGAGCGCGCUAAAAGGUUAAUAGAAAAAGAAACACACAAGUUCAAAACUCUGCUCUUUAUUGUUUCUUCCGUCUUACGAAGUCAGCUUCAACAGAAACAAUCGAUUUUAUCAUAAUAAUAAAAAAAUGUGUCAUUUGUCUUAUUCUUUCGUCUUACUUAUUUGGCUUCGCAUCAUUUUAGUUUGUUUUAUAAUAACUUUUUAUUUAUUUUUAUUUUAUCAAUGUAGGACUUUCAAACACAUACUUAUAUUUUUUUUAUUCAUUGUUUAGGCAA